Molecule: messenger RNA, 1079 nt
Organism: Pieris brassicae (large cabbage white)
Lineage: Eukaryota; Metazoa; Arthropoda; Insecta; Lepidoptera; Pieridae
Product: leucine--tRNA ligase, cytoplasmic-like
Exons: 5
Coding region: 158-1048 (296 amino acids)
Biological process (GO): leucyl-tRNA aminoacylation
Molecular function (GO): leucine-tRNA ligase activity; ATP binding
Source: RefSeq, a predicted model, not a curated record
AAAUUAUUAUUAUACCAGUGCUUUUACUCUUUAACGCCUUUUAAAGUCAUGUUUUAGAUAGAUUACUCUUAACAAUACUUUAUUUUUCACUGUCAUCUGUCAAAUAAGCUUUUCGAUAGAGUAUUGAAUUUUAUAGAACUACUAAGAAGCGUCUAUAAUGCUAGAAAAAAAAGCGGGUGACAUUGAUAUAGUGGCAAUGAAAGCCAGUAACUAUUUAAUGGAGGCCGCCCAUUCUUUCCGUAUCUACCUCAAGAAUCACUGCGCAGUCCGAAAGCCUAAAAAAGGCGAAGCGCCCAAACCGGAGCGGAAGCCGAAUAAGGCGGUGAUAUGGGUCGCUAAGGAGUACCCGAAGUGGCAACAUAUGAUUUUGAGUACUCUCAAGGAGUUAAAUGGGCCUUCAGGUCUCCCCGAUAACAAAGUAUUAUCAACAAAACUUUCUGCUAUAAACGAUCUUAAAAAAUAUAUGAAAAGAGUGAUGACAUUCGUUCAAGCCACAAGAGAUAAUCUACAAAAGAUUGGUCCCGAAGCCCUCUCUGUUGCCUUGCCCUUUGAUGAGGCCCAACUGCUUGAAGAUAACAAACAAUAUCUGCUGAAUACUUUGGAUCUUGACGCAAUCGAAGUCAAACAUACAUACAGUCCUGAUACUCCAGAAAAAACGAUAGAAGACUGUGCGCCUGGUAGUCCACAUGUCAACUUUAUUGCGGUACCUGGACUUACAGUGACCUUCACCAACCCCACACCGAUGAGUGGAUUGUUUACCAUUUCUGUGACCCUGGUAGAUGGGGAUACGGUUGAGAAGAUUAAAGCCAAGAUCGCUAAAGAGAUUAAGGCUAUUAAAGACAUAAAUGCUCUAAAGCUGUGGCGAUAUCUUGAUCCGGCGUUAGGUCCUCGCAAGAUUCCAGUAGCAGGCGAUCACGUGACAAAAUGCGCGGAACUCGUCAAUGGCGAUGGUAUACGCGUACACGUGGAAGCGUCGCGUAUAGAACUCGUUCAGAACGGAACGAAUAUUGACGUCGGCUUACAGUUUGUGUAUACUUAUGAUAAGUGAUUGUUUUCAGAAAUAUAUUUAUUUAUUUUUA